Molecule: messenger RNA, 1782 nt
Organism: Zingiber officinale
Lineage: Eukaryota; Viridiplantae; Streptophyta; Magnoliopsida; Zingiberales; Zingiberaceae
Exons: 9
Coding region: 631-1383 (250 amino acids)
Source: RefSeq, a predicted model, not a curated record
UGACCGAGCAAGAGAGUGAAAAGGUCGAAAUCCAGGGCUCAAUUUAAUUAUUUUUUCCCCAAAAGUGUGGGUGCAGUGCGACGCGUGAUAAAGUAUAGUAGAGUAAACUAGAAGAUUCAAAAUCGUGCGAGCGCAGUGCGAUCGAUCGAGAGGGUGAUAGAGCUCGAAUGGCACGCGAUUAGUGAAGGAAGGAGAGAAGUGAAGAGGCUCCUCCUCAUUGAUUACUAUGCACGCAUCCAAUUCCAUGUCCGCUUCAAGACGUCCACUGCCGCUUACUGACCUCUAAGCGUCCCCUUCCGCCUUUUGUUGUGGUCUCUCGCUUGCCAUAUAUUGGAAACCGGAUACCUUUGGUUCUUUCCUCCUCUUGCGUUCUCAUUGGAGCAAGGGGGAGCACCGCGGAGCUCAAAGCUGAAGGGGCUUGAAUCUUUACUCUCCCCUGUUCCAGUUGUGGAGAGUGGAGCGUGAUAGAUUUUUUGUGUGAUGAGGAUGGAAGCGGAUCACAGCAUAAAUUUUCCUUAAGGAGUUUUCCCGCAAUCAUUUUGCAAUCAUCACGGAGUUUCCUUUUAACCAGGGGCUAUAAACAGCGGUGACGUGGACGUUUCAGGUGCAGUUAAUGGAACAACAGGAUUGAUGACGACAGGGAACUCUAGCAUGUUGAACAUUAUUUCUUCCUUAAUGUCGACAAGUAAUUCUCCUGGAACUGUCCUUGAUCAGAUGCAGGGUCUUCAGCUUCGUUCAACAUUUUCUGUGAGUUGGUCCUAUGAGGAGCUGGAAGUGUUGAAGCAAGGCCUCGUUAGAUAUGUUAAUGAACCUAAUAUGUUGAAGUAUGUCAAGGUAGCAGCUAUGCUCCCUGACAAGACUGUGAGGGAUGUUGCAAUGAGGUGUCGAUGGAUGACUAAGAAGGAGACCGGUAAACGACGUAAAUCUGAGGAUUUUUUGAUUGGGAAGAAGAUGAAAGACAGGAAGGACAAGUUGAUAGGUUCGUCCUCAGUGGCUUUUCUUCACCAAAGCCGGUCAAAGGAUGAGAGUGCCUAUUCUUCCAUGAGGCAGAAUGGGAACAACAGUAGCUCAUUUCUUUGUGGAGCCACCAGUUUGAUUGAUAGCAGAACUCGGAAGCUUCUAGAUGAUAAUAUAAAAAUUCUUCAACAGAUUGCUGCUAAUCUUAAUUAUAAUGAGAUGCAUAAUAACAAUGAUCUUUUUUGUCGCUCUAAACAGAACUUAGCUGCUAUCUUGAAUAGAAUGAAUGGAAUGGCUGGUAUUAUGAGUCAGAUGCCUCCGCUACCUGUGAAUAUCGAUGACAAUCUUAUGUCGUUAUUACCUUGUAUUACUCAUGAACAGAGAACUAUCAACAGCCACUUUAAGGAAGAGGCAAUAAGAUGGUAACCUGGUGCCACUUUUUGAUCCAUCAUGUUUCUUCGAGCGCACAAUUUUCUUACAUCAAAUGCAAGAUAGAUGUUUCAGUAGUCUGCUUUUCAAGUGUACAUGCAUUGACGUCGACAAGAGAAAAAUGAUUGCAUGGCAGAAUCAGAGGUUUCUUAGGAGCUUGGCAAUAAGUUCACGUACUAAUAGCCUGCCUCGUGCAAACAAGAGCUUCUCAUAGUAGAGCUCGUAUGUAUAAAUGAUGAACCAGAUUAUUUUGCUUCACUACCUUGUUCAUUUAUAUUUUGUAACAAGUAUAAUUAUUUCUGGAGAACACAUCAGCUAUUUGUAUUGAUCAAGCGUAUAGAAAUGCUAUUUAUCUCCAGAGAAUAAAGCCAGUUUGUCAUGUUUGCACUUGGAAUA